Hippoglossus stenolepis (Pacific halibut) is the source of this 7624-nucleotide messenger RNA. It is a transcript of the gene nhsl1a, whose product is annotated as NHS-like 1a. Lineage: Eukaryota; Metazoa; Chordata; Actinopteri; Pleuronectiformes; Pleuronectidae. Gene Ontology annotation, biological process: cell differentiation. The record is from RefSeq and is a predicted model, not a curated record.
GCGAGCGCAGAAGAAGAAACUCAGCGUCAACACGAGAGAAGAAAUCGAUCAGUUUCUCGCUGAAUCGUUUCUGGACUCGAAUCUUUUCUGGAUUCUUGGAGCUCGGAGAGUUUUGGGUUUUGAGGUCUGAGGUUUUUUACUUUGAAGGAACGAGAGGAAGUUAAGAUGCUGAACGUUUUAAUUGCAGCCGACGCUUCUGAACCUGAAAUCUCUUUUACUCUGAAAUGUGUCUGAGCUUUUAUUGUGAAAGAUGGACAUUUUUAAGAUGUUUUCUAAAAGCACAUCUUGCUGAUACUAGUUUGUGAUUGUUCAGUGCUUUUAUUGUGAAAAGCUGAUAUUUUUGGAGAUUUACUUUGAAGCUGUUAAAGACUUUGAUGAAUGCAUUUGGAAGAAAGGACAGAAACUUCUGGACUGAUGGAUUUUCAAAGGACUGAUGGAUUUUUUUACUUUUAUUUUUGAAUUACUAAGAGGGAUUUUGAAGGAUGAACUAAACACUAUUUCUUUACAGAUUAAGAAAAUAACUUUUUUCCUGUUGAGACAUUUAUUGUAAAGAAAACACAUUUCAUGAUGAAGGGUCGGAGGAGUGUUGGGAUUCGUCUUUGAUCUGUUGUGAGGGCGGACCCCAUCACCAAACAGCAAAUCACCUCUCAGGACAGAAUGAUUUCGUAUGUGGAGUGUCUGAGUGGCGAGGGGGCGGGGCCUGGUGUGGGGUCGCGCUGUUGGAACGCGGGUCCUGAUGAAGAGCUAGAUGAGCUUCUUCCUCGCAAGAUGGCCGCCCUGCAACCAAAAACAGAGGGCAGCCUGCGGCGCCGCCUGCUCAGCGCCAAACUCCACCAGCAUCACGACGCCAUCUGGCGGCUGAAUGCAGGUGGCGUCGCCGGCAGGCCGGGGUCCCCUACAGGUGACCAGAAGCACCACCCACCCCAACUUAUCUACUCAGGCAACGGCCCCUGGUUCCACCCCCAGCACCUCCCAGCACACCCCCACAUCCACCCUUCCUUUACCCCAGAGGCUCAUGGGAAACUAUUCCUUACUCCAGAGAUUUAUGGAAAACCCCACCCACAGACCGUACCCCUUCAGUUGCAGCGCCCUACGUGCCCCAUCCUCACCCAGCGGUGCCGAACAAGCUCAUGUCCCCCCACGCCUGAACCCCGCCCCGGCUACACCAUGUCCGUCCCCUACCCUCACAGCGCCCUGCCCCCCUUCAGGGAACCAGAGGUGCCGCCACAGUACCAAUAUCAGCCCAGCAGGAGGCGCAGGACCAACUUCUUCUGCUUCAGACGGCGCCAAGGGAGGAGCUCCAGGCUGGAAGCCACCCAAACCACGCCCCUUCUACACAGAGCAGGGGACAGGGACAGUAAGUGGUCGGUUCACUACACUACCCAGAAGCCUCAGCAGGGUCUGGUCUUCAUCCCGGGGAAGAGACGCUCGGGCAGCGUGGACGACCUGCGAGUGUGUAACAGGCUGACUCAGCAUGGCUACAGUGGACACGCCAGCUCACACUGCCGCCAGCAGAGCCCCGCCUCCCCUCCGUCCUCUGCUGGCCUGGACCAAUCAGAGGGCAGCAGGCGCCGAGGGUGGAAGGACAAAAGCAGGAAGAUGAGAUCCAGAUUCUUGGACUUCCUCUCUCAGUCUUGUUUUUCAGUUUGUUUCAGGUUUUCAGUUCGGAGGAGAAAGUCGUCGACGUCAUCAGAAGAAGACGAGAGGUUGAUCCUGAACAACACUCGACCUCUGACCCCGCUGGUCCUGAACCCCGUCACCUCUCGCUGGGACGUCUUCUCCCCCGACCACGAGCCCACAACCUAUUUCGAGAUGGAAGCGUCCUCUCGGCUUCCGACGCCGGAGGAGAGGAUGAGGCAGCAGGCGGACGCCAUUCCCGCUGAUAUCGUGGCCAUUAAUAUAACAGGUGAGAGUUUUGAUCGUCAGGCCAGUUUUCGACGAACCGUCUCCAACUGCGACUCGUUAUCCCACCGACCCCGAAGCCUGAGCCGCCGCAAGUCUGCGACAGGGAUACCUGAUGAUGUCAGCAAUAACCUGGACUCGUCUUUGGCGUCCUCUGAUCUCCCUGGUCAGCUCUCUCCCUCUGCGUCCUCCUGUGGCUCCGCCCACGAGCAGGAGGAGGAGCUGGAGGAAAUCAGGAAGGAUUCAACAGUGCGAAGGAUCCGGGCCCCGAGAGGAGCGGGGUUGUCCAGCCUCAUGGCCUCCCUCACCUCCUCCCCCUCACCAGGGCCUCUCCCCAGUCUGGCAACCAACUCCUCUCUGAGCUCUGAGGCCAGCUGUAACAGCGCCUCCUGCAGGACGCUCAGUGCCUCCUCGUCUUGCUGCCAGGACCUACAGGGUUUCCCCAGCGACCAGCAGCCUCUGCUGCCCUUUGACCCCCCAGCCAGAGUCGUCCCACUGUCCACCUCCUCCCCCGUCUCCUCCUCUCUUCCCAGCUCUCCCAGCCAUCCCCUGGCCCCAGAGUGGUCGUACCCCAGCGCCGAGCCGCUGAACGAGGCUCCUCAUGUCUCUCCUUCCUCCUCCCACUACCUCUCCUCCUCCUCCAUUACAAACUCAGAGUUCAGUUACUUGGCUCUGGACGAGCAGGGCGACCCACACUCCUCCUGUGAUGGUGGUUCGUACAGGGGGAACCGAUGGAGCUACCAGCCGCUCUCCCCCAGCUCCAGCCUCCUCAGUGGUCAGACCGGGGACGAGUGGGCCGACGUCAGCCAGGAGACGAGAUGUGUUUCUGGGGAAGGUUGGAGCUGUGACCCCCUCCUCUCCUCUGGUCGCUCGUCUCCAGCGUGUUCAGAGAGAACAACGUCCUCGCCGCUGUUAAACUGCGAGAAAAGAAGGUCCAGCACUUCCUCCUCCAACUCUCGCUCCAUCACCCGCAGCAUCUCCCUCCGCAAGUCCAAGCUCCCGCCUCCCCCGCCAUUUCGUUAUGACUCCCUGCGGCGCCGGCCGUGUCGUAGUAAAUCCUCCCGCUCCUUGUCCAGUCCUCGCCAGCAGUGCGGCCCCCAGAGCCCGGAGCACGCCCCCCAGAGGACGCCCACCUCGUCCCCAAAGAGCUUCCAUGACCCCUGGGUUCCCCGGACUCACACCAGAAGGCGUCAGAGCGGUCUGAGCUGCGGGACGGUCACGACCUUGCGCCUCGCGUCGCCCUCUAGUGGAUACUCCAGCCAGUCGAACACCCCCAUACCUGCGAGUCCUGGAGCCUUUUCCCCCCCGACCUCCCCCUCCUCCUUCUUCCCCCGCUUCUCGCUGACCAGGAAGGAAGGAAAGUCAAAACCUCCCGUACCGGAGAGGAAGUCGUCGCUCAUUUCCUCCCUCUCCUCCUCCUUUUCUUCCACUUCCUCCCUCUCUUCCUACACUUCCUCUGAGUCGUCUACCAAACAUCUUCUCCUCCCUCCUCCCCCUCCUCCCCCUCCUCUCCCAGAUUCCUCCUCUCUUUCACCUUCUCUCGUCUUCUCCCCGAUUCGUCAUUCUUCUCCUCUCUAUCACUCCCUACCUGCUCCUCCUCCUCCACCUUCAUCUCUUCCUCCUCCUCCUCCUCCUCCUUUCCUCUUUCCUCCCGUCCUCCCCCGCCCCUACUCCUACGUUGUCCGGCAGACGCCUCAUCAAGCUCUUGUGUUCACGUCAUCGUCACCAAACUUCUCUCCUCCAUCUUGUCCCCACCCCCCCCCCCCCCCCCUCCUCCUCUUCCCACAGCCCCUGUGACCCCUCCCCCCAACAACACUUAUCAGGUCUCAGAACCGUCGUGUCAACGUGGCCACACCCACUUGUCCCCUGGUCACCGCCCAGGCUCUGCAGGGGGUCAAGCUUCGCUCCGUCAGGACCCAGGAAGCCUUGCUCAGUAGCACUGUGCUAGCCAAUGCUAACAGGUCUCAUGCUAACCAACCAAGCAAAGAACCUCCACUAGACAGGUCUGUGCUAGCCAAUGUUAACUUAGCUAGCACUGAUGUGAAGCUAGCUGAGAACGGAUCACAAAACACUGGUUAUAACCUUCGAGGUAAUGAAGACAAAACAACUAAAGACUUCACAGCUCAUGCUAAUCUUGCUAGCCUGGCGUAUGCUGAUGUUAAGCUAGCUGAGAAUGCACCACAAAAUGCUGUCUAUUAUCUUGCUAGCAAUGAUGCUAAAACACCCAGUGCAUUAAUGGCUAAUGCUAGCACUCCUAGCCAAGCGAACACUCAAUCAGAUCACGAUAACUGCAACCAAACAAAAACUGAGACGAUUACACUCAACAACUCAGCGUUCACUCGUCUUCAGAGCCCACAACGUUUUGUUUGUAGCACAGCAGCCAAUCAGAGAAGCUCUGGACCUCAGGCGACCACUGCUCAAGACGUCCUGACCAAUGAGAGGAGCGAUUCAGACCUGUACGCUACGCUAACUAACAAUCAAGUCCCCAGUCCUGAUAUUCCCUGGGUCAAGAUGUCUCAGGGUACCAACAAAAACCCCAUCGACUCAAUUACCCAACGUCCAACUGAUGCUAAGCUAACUGAGCCUGGAGAGAAACAAGGAAACAUUGAAGAUUCUUCUUCUCGUUCUCCGUCUCACACAGGAAACAGAACGUCAGAGAGAAAAGAUGUCGUCUGGAAUGGUUCAGACGUGUUGAACCACAGAGCAGCUGAUGGAGAUUCCUCAGAACUUCGUGAUUUACAACUGAGAAAUAACGUCUUAACGAUACGAAGCCCACAGGAGCUCCGGUCCCCGGAGAAGCCGUUGCUGCCGAAGAAGCCCGACCUUUGCAUUCUGGGUGUCAUGGCGUCUCCUGAAGCCCGACGAGGACCAGGUGGACAAAUCACCUCGUCCUAUUCUGGGCUCGAUAAACAACAACAGCAGCUUCCUAUUGGUGCAUCUUCACCAAAACUCUUUAUAUACACAACAGCUGACGGAACAACUCCUGACAAAUUGUUGACACAUACAACAAACACAGCUGCUGGUGACAUCACUGCAGGCUCACCUGACCACUCCCCUCCGAGGCAGGAACCACCGGUUCUACACGAGAAGCCAGAUGUUUCAUCGACGUCUUCCAGAACAAAACCACUUUGUGCAUCUCAGAAUAUGAAGGAGGCGUCUGAAGGAGCCUCUGAGGCCUGUGGCGCUCUGGAUGUCACUGGGACGUCAUGGACCCAGAGCUCCAGCCCAACGGGGGUUAUCGGCACCAGUGGCUCUAGAAACACGCUCAAUGGGACCGUGGGGACUUUGGAGGACUGUGGUACCUCAGGGACCUGGAGAAUCAUGGAGUCGUCAGGACCUCCGACCCAGACCGGAGCAACAGACCCUUGUUGUGCUUGGGUCACGAGGACGAGACUUGAUAAGGACGAGAAAACCGUUCACAAGAGGAUGAUGAGGUCGUCGCUGGCUGAAGAUGAAGAGCAGGAUCACAAGGUGGAGGAGAGAGUGAUGAAGACAACGAUGAUGAUGGCGUCCUCCACGAAGAAAAAAGUAAUGAAGAAGAGGAGGAGGAGGACAGGCGGGCAACUGCUUAUGAUGUCAUCAACAAGGGAGCCGUCCCCCUCAUCGUCUUCAUCCUCAUCAUCAUCUUCAUCCUCAUCUGGAGAUGAAGAUGUGAUGAGAGAGGGAAAAAUACAAACAAGGGAGAAAGUGUCCUGUGCUCUGAUUGGUCAGAGCAGGUACUCCCUCAGUAGCGCACUGUCCUGUGACAGCCUGCAGGGGGAGCUGUGGCUUCCAGACCUCCUGAUUCAGGAACCAGAGCUGACGAAGGAGGACGGACGACCUCAGGACGCUGAUUUGUUCGUGAGUGUUUCAGCAGAUCAGAUGUUCGUCUCUGGUCGACCACGAACCACCGAGGAUCUGUUCACCGUCAUCCACAGGUCCAAGAGGAAGAUGUUUGGAAGAAGAGAUUCAGAGGACGACACACAUUACUCCUCCUCCUCCCCCCCGGUGACCCCCACUGACCCCUCCCCCCAACCUGCAGCAUCUAGAGGUCAAAGGUCGACGAGAAGCGAGAGCUUCAAGGCGCUCUUACUGAGGAAAGGUAGUCGUUCUGAUUCAUCUUCACGAAUCUCUGCUGUCGAGCGGCUUCGCAAAGUUGCUUCUCCUGCCGCUGGUACUGACCACCAGGGGGCGCCGGCACUGCCACAAACACCACGCCAACCCCGAAGUAACCCCACAAACUCGUCACACGCCUCCGACACACAUGACGUUGACAUGGCGUCUCUCACGUCUCCGUGCACGAACUUGUCUGUGACGUUUUGUUUGAGACACAAUCCCCUCCUCUUCACCUCCUCCUCUUCCUCUUCCUUCCUCUCCUCCUCGCGACCUCGCUCCCUCACCCCUCCCUGCUCCAGCAGCCGGCGCUUCGCCGCUCGCUGCCGCCUCUUCGCCGCCCCCAUGACCGCCAUAUUUGAGGGCGGGAGCGAGGAGGAAGUUGAGGACGAUGAGGUUUUCCAAGUAGAACUGAGUCAGAGAUUGGUGCAGACUUCCUGAAAGGUUUGUAGACGCGGACGUGGAUUUGACAGGAAGUGAAUGUUGAUGAGGAUCUAAACUGUAAGGACAGGUUCAGGAUCAGCGUCCCAGUGUUCACGUGUCGAUGACCUGAGCCGGAUCUUUACAAACUGAAUGUAAAUCACAGUCUGGAGUCGACGUCACAGACCUACAGCAGCUGUCAGUGGUUCUUCUCCAUGUGUCUUCUCAUGCGUGUCGGGAUCUGGAGGAUGAAGAAGAUGAUUCAUGAAAUCCACAAAAGUUUCCUCCAGAUCAAAUCGUGAUAAAUGUUAAACGAUAAUAAUCAUGUAUUUCAAGUUUAGGAUUCAAGUAUUUCAACUGAGCAAAAAAUCAUUUCAACAGAUUCAAAUGAUGUUUGUAGAAAAAUGAAUAGAAUCGUUCAGCAGGAGCGGUUCAAGGGACUUUGGGGGCCCCGGGCUGAAGGGAGCUCAGGGGCCCGACCUGAGUUCUGACGAUGGAGCCGUUACAGUCUGUUACAGACGAUGGUAGAAGUUCAGGGUUCUCACAGAAGGACCCUUCUCUGGGGCCCCGGCUCAGUUCGGGGCCCCUGGUGGUUUCCUGUGUGUUCUGUUUACAGACAAUAUGAAAAAUAUUGACGUAGAAAUGAUUUUGCAGUAAAAUUGUCUUUAAACUUUAAACCCUCAUUAAUAUUUGAACAUAACUCUAAAAACUUAUUACAUUUGUAUUUAUGUGUAAAUAUAUAGAGAAAAGUGUCUUGAUGACAGUUUGAUGAACUGAAACAAACUAAUUCAACUUUCUAAUCUUUUUAAUAUUUAAUGUAACUCAUCAUCUGAGACUGAAGUAAAGUAGAACCAUAGAAAGAGAGAAAAUGAAGAAAAUAAUAAAAGAUGAGGAAUCAGAUUACCUGCAUGAUAAUCUGGUUUAAAUGUAUAAUUAUUAUUAUUGACAUUAUUCAGCCUGACUGACGCUCUAAUGAAUAAAGGAUCCCGUUGUAAAUACAGUUGUUCUUCUUCCCUCUCUUGAAGUAGUGGUGGGGGGCAUUAUCAUCGUCUGUGUGUGGAACGUUCAGAUUUAUUCUAUUAACUUUAAAGAUGAAAUCCCAGAGAUUAUAAAGAGAAAACGAGAAUAAAGAGGGAAACAUUUCAAUGUAAAUCAAAGAAACUGUACGAAACAAGGCAGAAAUAACAAUAAAGGACAAUUUCAAGAGUUA